This is a messenger RNA of Chaetura pelagica (chimney swift), 1919 nucleotides long. It is a transcript of the gene YY1, whose product is annotated as YY1 transcription factor. Bases 1 to 828 code for a protein of 275 amino acids. Gene Ontology annotation, cellular component: PcG protein complex; transcription regulator complex. Gene Ontology annotation, biological process: regulation of transcription by RNA polymerase II. Gene Ontology annotation, molecular function: DNA-binding transcription factor activity, RNA polymerase II-specific; RNA polymerase II cis-regulatory region sequence-specific DNA binding. The record is from RefSeq and is a predicted model, not a curated record. The transcript is spliced from 6 exons. NCBI's taxonomy places the organism in Eukaryota, Metazoa, Chordata, Aves, Apodiformes, Apodidae.
AUGGGUAGCGCGGGGGCUCUGCCAGCGCAGGCGGCUCCACCGGAGCCGGUGCGGAGGUCGGAGCUGGCCCCGGCCACAGCUGCGGCGAUCUCCCGGCACUGUCACCUCGCCAUUGCCACCCCUGCCGCCCGUGUGACCCAGCCCGCUUUUCGCCAGUAUCAGAGGAGAAGCGAAAGACGACAUGAACAUGAUGACCCAUUCUGUCACUUCGUGCCUAGGAGUGCUCAAGUAUGUAUUGAAUUCACUGUUUUGUGUAUUUCAGAUGAUAAAAAAGAUAUUGACCAUGAAACAGUGGUGGAAGAGCAGAUCAUUGGGGAGAAUUCUCCUCCAGAUUACUCAGAGUACAUGACAGGGAAGAAACUUCCUCCUGGUGGAAUACCUGGCAUUGACCUCUCAGACCCCAAACAACUGGCUGAAUUUGCUAGAAUGAAACCAAGAAAAAUAAAAGAAGAUGAUGCACCACGAACGAUAGCUUGUCCUCACAAAGGCUGCACAAAGAUGUUCAGGGACAACUCUGCCAUGAGGAAGCAUCUGCACACCCACGGCCCUCGAGUACAUGUUUGUGCAGAAUGUGGCAAGGCCUUUGUGGAGAGCUCAAAACUAAAGCGACAUCAGCUAGUUCAUACUGGAGAGAAACCCUUUCAGUGUACGUUUGAAGGAUGUGGAAAACGUUUUUCACUGGACUUCAAUUUACGCACACAUGUGCGAAUUCAUACUGGUGACAGGCCCUACGUUUGCCCCUUCGACGGCUGCAAUAAGAAGUUUGCGCAAUCAACUAACCUGAAAUCUCACAUCUUAACACAUGCUAAGGCCAAAAACAACCAGUGAAACUUGGAGGAGAAAGUUCUUGAACGAACUCAAAGCAUCUUACAGGAGUAUGAAUUGGAAAUAAAUAUGUCUCCUCUUUGUAUAUUGUUUCUAGGAAAGAAUUUUAAAAAAAAAGAACCCUACAAAUCUAAAGGACGUGUUUUGAUAAGUAGUAAAUAAAAAGCAAAAAAAAAACCCCACAAAAAAACUUUCAGGUGACAUUGCUAAGAUGCUCUACCUUGCUCUGUAAUCCCGUUUCAAGAACACGGUGUUUUGUAAAGUGUGGCCCCAACUGGAGGGGUCUGUUCAUGAACUUGCAUCAAAAAAAGACAAUUCUUUAUACAACAGUGCUCAAAUUGGACUUCUUUUCACAUUCUUAUAAAUAUGAAGCUCACCUGUUGCUUACAAUUUUUUUAAUUUUGUAUUCCAAGUGUGCAUAUUGUACACUUUUUGGGGAUAUGCGUGGUAAUGCUAUGUGUGAUUUUUCAGGAGGGUGAAAACUUGCUUGUGGUAGAUUUUCUUUAAAAGAAUGGGCAGUUACAUGCAUACUUCAAAAGUAUUUUCCUGUAAAGAAAAAAGUUAUAUAGGUUUUGUUUGCUAUCUUAAUUUUGGUUGUAUUCUUUGAUGUUAACACAUUUUGUAUAAUUGUAUCGUAUAGCUGUAAUGAAAUCAUGUAGUAUCAAAUAUUAGAUGUGAUUUAAUAGUGUUAAUCAAUUUAAACCCAUUUUAGUCACUUUUUUUGGAGAAAUACUGCCAGAUGCUGAUGUUCAGUGUACUUUCUUUACCUGGUCAGUUACGGAAAGUGGUGCUCAGUUGUAGAAUGUAUUGUACAGGCACUGACCUUUUAUUAACACCUGAUAAUAUGUACAUCCCAUGUAAUAGAAAGGACAACAAUAAAACAGUGGUCCUAAAGAAAGAAUAUGGCAGAAAAUUAUCUGUAAGCACAGUCUAUUUUCUUUUGUUGUCCAGAGCAAUCCUAGUUCCUCUUGACCUCCCAGAAACUGGAAGCUAAAUAAACUCAAAUUUCCUUUCCUUUGCAGUCAAUUACAAUGAUUUCUGAUGAAAUUACAUAAUGUCACAUCAGGUGGUAUACUGGAACAGAAUUGCUGACU